AUGUCAUCAUCCGAUGAGCAUUCUAAACGCAAAACAAAAAAAGUUCAAUGUCAUUGUCCAAAAUGUAAAGGGAAAUUUGUAGAUCAAAGAAUGCAACAAGAGCAUAUCAGCCUAGCCGAUAUUGGUAAAUCUACAAAAACUGAAAUGCAAUCAUAUUCAACUAAACGCAAACGUGAAGAAGAACCUCUUCCUAAAUUCCAAAAACAUAGUUCAGAAAGUGAAGAUUCUGGAAACAUAUAUUCGGAUAGCAAUGUUUCUGAAAAUAAUGAAGAUGUUAAAGAACUGCUACCA
Molecule: messenger RNA, 291 nt
Organism: Dentiscutata heterogama
Lineage: Eukaryota; Fungi; Glomeromycota; Glomeromycetes; Diversisporales; Gigasporaceae
Source: the annotation of a GenBank genome assembly